CUACCAACGCCAAAAGACGUCCUUGAUCCUUGACCACGUCUCGUAUCUCGUAUCUCGACUGCGCAGUGUGUGUGUGUCUUUCGAUGGGCUCGGCGCCGCGAAAGGAGAUCGUCAUGUUUCGUGUGCAACUUUGUUUCGACCGGCCCGGGGCAUGCACGGGGACUGAAGAAAACAAGAGGAAUGCUCCCAUCUACGACGACCGAGCCUCUACGGUCGGAGGCGUUUCGGUUCGCCAAGUGCCGCUCACCUCGGUCAUGGACGGUGUCAUGACUCGCUCCUUGCUCCCUCUGGCUCUCGGGAUCAAUCGCAUCGUCCCAGAGCGAGGUUGGGUGGUGACUUUUUGCGAGAGGGUUGUCAAAUUCGAUCGACCGUUUUCAAUCGUAGACCUCGGGGAGGUGACACAGACAUUGCAGACUCGAGCACACAUGCGCAUCGCAAGUUUCCUUCCGUCUUCUGGUUUCGAGAGGGACAAAGCGAGGGGGAAUUGUCGGAGCGAAACGACAGUUGUUUGGGCGUAUCAGCGUAUCAGUGAUUGGUACAUCGAGAGCAUCGCCGGGUGCGUUCUGGAUCGAGUGUGCCCAGUCCGAGUAUAUACGGCAGGUCUGGCAGCUGUACUGGCUGCGGAGCGGACGUGGUGUGCAGUAUCUAGGCAAACGCUGCAUCUCAAGUGUCCCUGUUCUUUGCCUCCCUAUCUCUCUCGACUUGUUCCCGUGUUUCCGGACGAUCUGCAAGCGAAGAAAGCGGCACCGGUCGGCCUCUUUUCACUCUCCCAGGCUCACACAGACUCGCCCUCCUCCCCUCCCACCUCACUCCAACGUAGACGUCGAGCGCUCGUGUUCGCCGAUCUCCAACCUCUGUCCACCAGGCCACCAGCAAAUAGUGACCAUCGACGUACGCACAUAAACAACGAGCCCCCUGCCUUCCCGAUCUGCCCUCGCUUCCUCGCGCAAAUUCCUCUCGUUCACCGAUAUAGGCGACAUACCGCAAGUAGCGUUAGCCGUCAACAUCGUCGUCAACGUCUUUACCACGAGGGUCCACAUCGACUAGUUUUACUCUCGUCACAAAUCGCCAAAGUGUCUCGACUCAUCGAAUCCUCUGUCAGCAUCCCCGUCGAUCGACAAUAACAUCAAGCUUGGCUGUAUCCCGUGCAGCCCAACCAUCAUCACCACCACCCCAUCCUCGAAACCUCGGGGUCAUAACCGUGGAGCCAAUGACUUCCCUCUACACCUACACUCGCAUGCCACCUACCUUAACAGACCUCUCGGCCGAUGUCAUCCAUCUCAUCGCUCAUCAUGUCAUGUUCAGUGGAGCGACCCCACCGUCCACCGACUCGAUGUCGCGGGAAUGUGACGACAGGUCCACG
Filobasidium floriforme is the source of this 1363-nucleotide messenger RNA. RefSeq lists its product as uncharacterized. Bases 84 to 1124 code for a protein of 346 amino acids. The record is from RefSeq and is a predicted model, not a curated record. The transcript has a single exon. NCBI's taxonomy places the organism in Eukaryota, Fungi, Basidiomycota, Tremellomycetes, Filobasidiales, Filobasidiaceae.